Molecule: messenger RNA, 4026 nt
Organism: Branchiostoma floridae (Florida lancelet)
Lineage: Eukaryota; Metazoa; Chordata; Leptocardii; Amphioxiformes; Branchiostomatidae
Product: atrial natriuretic peptide receptor 1-like
Exons: 29
Coding region: 1-4026 (1341 amino acids)
Biological process (GO): intracellular signal transduction; protein phosphorylation; receptor guanylyl cyclase signaling pathway
Cellular component (GO): membrane
Molecular function (GO): ATP binding; guanylate cyclase activity; peptide receptor activity
Source: RefSeq, a predicted model, not a curated record
AUGGAACCGUCCUCCAACGACACAUCUCUCUACAACUCAGCCAAGACUGUGCAGGAAUUGGCAGCCACCACAAAUAUAGAUCUACAACUAGUAUCCACCUGGUUUCUUGACUGGGGCCUCAGUUUACACCCUGAUAAGUGUAAGGUAGUCUGCAUAAAAUCUGAUCGUAACAACGUCCAGCUACCUCCUAUCUACUUACUCGGGAAGAUUGUGGAACAAGUGCCUUUCUACAGCCAUCUAGGUGUCACCAUUCACCAAUCCCUCAGAUGGACGGAACACGUACAGGUGGUCACAGGCAAGAGUAGAAAACUGCUAGGCCUCUUGCGCAAAGUCAGUGGCAAACUUGGAAGACAGGCCUUAGAAACAGCAUACUUUGCUCUAGUUCGACCCAAGUUGGAGUACGCGUCAGCGCUACUGGGUGACUUGGCAAGUUCAGCUAGCAGGUUGCUAGAACAGGUCCAGUACCAAGCAGGCCUUCUCGUCACAGGGGCGAUGAAAGGUACUCCAAAAUCUAACCUACUGCAGGAACUGGAAUGGGACACUCUAGCCACCAGACGACAGCUCAACUCACUCACCAUCAUGUACAACAUGAAGAACGGACGUGUACCCCCACAUCUACAGCUGCUUACUCCGUCAACAAGAGGCGCCCAGUCUACAACACGUCUACAGCUACGCCGGGAGUUUCGUUUGGGGCUGUUGCUGCCCCAGUCCGAUGAUUUGCUGGGGCGGAUGGCGUGGGAGACGACGGCGGGGGCAGCCACACUGGCCGCCGAGACUGUCAUGUUGGACUCAUCGCUUCUACCCGGACACACGAUAAGCCUAGUCUGGCGAGACUCCGGCUGUAAUGCGGUGACUGCCGCCGGUCGGACGGUGGAACUCUACACGGACGAGAACGUCGACGCCAUCCUGUGUCCCCCGUGUAACGAUGCUUGUGUCGCCUCGGCGCUCCUGGCUGGCUAUUGGAACAUCCCUGCGAUCACGUGGGCAGCCAUGGAUCCCCGCAUGGACGAUAAGGUUCUCUUCAACACCCUGACUCGGCUGCUGCUGCCGUUCAACAGCCUGGGAAAGGUUGUUUCAAAGAUGUUCACAGAAUGGGGGUGGACACGUGCAGUCAUUUUCUCCUCCAAUAUGGAAUGGCUCUGUACGCAGGCCAGAACAUCGUUGAAGGCAGGUCUGAGGAAGGUGAAUGCCACUGUAGUAGCUGACUACAGGUACGAUUUCGUGGAGGACGAUGCGAUGCGAGAACAGCUGAAAGACAUCAAAGAAACUGGACAGAUCAUCUGCAUGUGUCACCACGACAAGGAGACGGAGCGCCGCGUGAUGCUGCACGCCCACGAUCUCGGCAUGACGAACGGAGAGUUCGUGUUCAUCAACGCCGUGACGUGGACGCUGGAGGGGCAGCUGGGCGAGCCGUGGAGGGCCGGCGACGACAGGGACGAGGACGCAAAACAAGCCUACGGCAGUGUACUCAACGUACGAAUGGUGUUUCCGGAUGGACCUAUAGUCGAUGAUUUCCGAAAGAAGGUCGUGGAGAGAAUGGCUGCUCCACCUUGGAACUUCACAGACGGCCUCCAGAGGGGAUUGAAGGGAAGCUCAUACUCUCCUUUCCUGCACGACGCGGUCAUGCUCUAUGCCUUAGUCAUGAACAGGACGUUACAAUCUGGAGAAGACCCCAGGGAUGGCGAAGCCUUCAUGCGUCACGCCAGGAAGAAAGCUUUCGAAGGAAUGUCUGGAACCGUCAUCUUGGACAACCGUGCUGACCGUGAACCUGAGUUCUUUAUCUGGGACAUGGACCCUAGCGGCACAUUUCACGUCGUGGCCGAAUACGACGCAAGACCCGCCGGAACAGAGCCUAUCACGGCUGCAAUGGUCAGUGAUGACCUCUUACAGGAACUGGUGUUUGUCAAACACAUCGUCUGGGGAGACGGUACCACCAACGCACCCACGGGUGUCAGGCAGUGCGGGUACAUGAACGAGGGAUGCGCCUCCGAACAAGAUAAACGUGAAGAGCGCAACGAAAGGAAGACGACACAGCUGGUCUAUGGUCUUUCAGCUCUGGGCGUGUUCCUCAUCGUUGCGGCAGGGGUAGGGGUUUAUGUCAGGAAGCGUCUUACGGACAAUAAGAAGAAAGAUGGAACUUGGCAGAUCAAGUAUUAUGACAUCAAUUUUACAGCCUACGAUGAAAAGGAACACAAGAAAUUGGAGGCGUCUUUGGGAAAGUCUGACAAGAAGGGCUUCCUCAGCGCAACGUCUGCAGGUACCGGUGGUGUCAGUGGCAAAUCGGAAGCCACCACGAAAUACUCCGGAUCCUCAAGGUCGUCCAGUGACCAAGACUAUGGAGAGCAGGACUUCAACGCGGGGCUGUUAGACUUUAACAAACGGGAGUCUAGCAACCUCUCUCUGGGUCGGUACGAGGAUAACCUAGCUGUGGUGAAGAAGGUCUUCAAGCAACACGUGUCCAUGUCACGGGCACAGCUGGUAGAGCUCAAAGUGAUGAAGGGCAUCAACAAUGAACAUCUUAACCGCUUCAUCGGUGUGUGCACUGAGCGUCCCAACAUCUGCUAUCUCUUCCAGUACUGUACACGGGGAAGCGUUCGGGAUGUUCUCGACAACGACAACAUAGAAGUGGACGACAUGUUCCAGGUCUCUUUCAUUAUAGAUAUCGCGAAGGGGAUGGAGUAUAUUCAUCAGUCAAUCAUCAAGUUCCACGGGAAGCUGAAGUCUACUAAGUGCGUUCUUGACCAACGUUGGGUGGUCAAAAUCACAGACUACGGUCUGAAAGAGUUCAAGUUCGGUGCAGACGUCUUGGAAGAGCCCAAGGAACAAGAAGCAAAGAGUAUGGAUCCGUCCACUUCUAAAGAUCCAUCCAAAGACGUCGAAAGUAGACAGCUUCUUAUUCCCAGAUGCAAGGGAACAGAGAUGUUGUGGACAGCCCCGGAGAUUCUUCGUAACCCCAGAGCACUGGCGAGCUACGUGACGGCGCCGAAAUCGGACGUGUACAGUUACGGCAUCAUCGUACACGAGAUCCUGACCAGGGACAUGCCGUACUCAUCGUUUGGACUCAAUCCUUCAGAGGUUAUGGAGAAAAUCGCUGGAGGUAUGAGGCCACCUUUCCGUCCCAUGCUUCCUACGUCGGACAAGAUCCACCCCCUGGUCCUGCGCAUCAUGCAGGAGUGCUGGACGGAGGAUCCCCUGAGACGGCCCGACUUCGCUACUGUCCGGAGCCAACUCUUCACGGAACUCAAGGCAGGGAAGAACACGAACCUCAUGGAUGACAUCAUACACAAGAUGGAGACCUACACCGGCAAACUGGAGAAGAUGGUGGAAGAGAGGAACGAGCAGCUGAUGGGAGAGAGGAUGAGAGCAGAGGCGGUUUUGGACGCACUGCUGCCCCGCCCAGUCGCCGAGAAGCUCAAAAUAGGAGAGCAGGUCCCACCGGAGUUUUUUGAACAGGCAACGAUAUUCUUCUCCGACAUCGUUGGCUUUACCAAGAUUUCAGCUGCAAGUACUCCUUUUCAGACUAUCGACCUUCUGAAUGAUCUGUACUCCCUGUUGGACGGCAUUCUCAGCCAGCAUGACGUGUACAAGGUUGAGACUAUCGGCGAUGCCUACAUGGUGGCUUCCGGACUUCCCAAACGAAACGGCAACCGUCAUUCUGCUGAGAUAUGUAACAUGGCCCUACAUAUACAACUGGCAAUGAGUCAGGAAUUCGUGAUAAAGCACAUGCCGGGCACCCCGCUGAUGCUCCGGGUGGGUGUCCACACGGGGCCGGUAGCUGCCGGGGUUGUCGGGACAACCAUGCCUCGGUACUGUCUGUUCGGCGACACGGUCACCAUGGCCAACAUGAUGGAGUCAAAGGGAGCAGCACAUCGUGUCCACAUCAGCGGCACAACCAGAGCAGCCCUGAUGAACAUGACUGGGUACCACAUCGAACCCAGGGGAAAGGUGGAGCUCACGAAAGGACGGGCGGAAAUGACGUAUUGGCUCACCGGAAAGGACGGGAUGGAUUCCCUCCUAUCGUCGUGA